AUGUCAACAGACAUCACAAACAAGGUUCUGGAAUGUGGAGUUAGCUUAGAGAGAAGAAACUCGAACCCCAAUGAGCCACUAAUCAGUCAUGAUAUUCCAGACUACCCAUGGGAGACCAUAGCUACGGAUUUGUUCACAUGGAACAACCAGGAGUACCUGUUAGUAGUUGAUUACUACAGUAGAUACUUUGAAGUAGAGAAACUACACAAGACAACCAACUGCAGUCAGUAUAUUAUAGAAAAGAUGAAGAAGAUAUUUAGUAGGCAUGGUAUUCCACGGAAAGUCGACAAUUGUCGACAAUGGUCCACAAUUCGCAAGCCAGGAUUUUUCCACAUUUGCUCGGGAAUACAACUUUCACCAUGUUACUUCCAGUCCUAG
Messenger RNA from Saccostrea cuccullata (small rock oyster), 378 nucleotides. RefSeq lists its product as uncharacterized. The coding region runs from base 1 to 378 and encodes 125 amino acids. Lineage: Eukaryota; Metazoa; Mollusca; Bivalvia; Ostreida; Ostreidae. Gene Ontology annotation, molecular function: nucleic acid binding. The record is from RefSeq and is a predicted model, not a curated record. The transcript has a single exon.